Molecule: messenger RNA, 1621 nt
Organism: Elaeis guineensis (African oil palm)
Lineage: Eukaryota; Viridiplantae; Streptophyta; Magnoliopsida; Arecales; Arecaceae
Source: RefSeq, a predicted model, not a curated record
AGCGACGGAGCCCUCCCCGGCCCGCCCCUUUCUCUCUAUUCGGUUCAUCACUUCUUUUUCUCCCUCUUCCCGUUCCUCAUCUCACCCCUCGUCCUCCUAAAAAUAGGAAGCUGAAGAAGUGAGACUAGAGGAAGAAAAAUAAAACUCAGCGAGCGAUCGCUGGCUGUGGUGGGGGAAUUCCUUUUUUCGGCGUUGGAUUGGUGAUUUGUUGCCGUCAACGGAAAUGGCUGCGAUGGCGGAGAACGCGAUCGGGUCGGACAUUCACCGGCCGGUGGCGGCGGCGGAGAGGGAGUACCAGAGGGACGUGAGGAAGCUGGUGGACCUGCUCUCCAAAUUGAACCCCUCCGCCCAGGAGUUCUUCCCCUCGGCCUACGCCGCUGCGGCCGCCGACGGCGGCACUGGCGCCGGUGCCGGCGCCGGCGGGGGGAGGAAACCCAACGGGCGUCUCUCCGCCGAUGCGCCCAUUUUCGUGGCGUCGUCCGAUUAUAAUAGUAAUGACAAUCAGAUUGUUAAUGGGAGUAAUAAGGACUCGAGCAGCGAUGGAUCGGUGAACAAUCAGCCGAAUCGAGGAAGGAGGAAUGGUUAUAACCAGGGGUGGAGGAAGGUGAAUGAUAGAGCCCGGAGAGCUGUGCGGGAGGAGAGCAUCAGGCGAACUGUAUACGUUUCUGAGAUUGAUCAGCUUGUUACUGAAGAGAAGCUUGCUGAAAUAUUUGCUACUUGUGGGCAAGUAGUUGAUUGCCGGGUUUGUGGUGACACCCAUUCAGUUCUACGAUUUGCAUUUAUAGAGUUCGCUGAUGAGGAUGGUGCAAGAGCAGCAUUGAAUCUUGGUGGGACCGUGCUAGGUUAUUAUCCUGUCAGAGUCUUACCUUCAAAGACUGCUAUCUUGCCUGUCAAUCCUAAAUUUCUUCCACGGUCUGAGGACGAAAAGGAAAUGGUUGUAAGGACAGUUUAUUGUACAAACAUAGAUAAGAAGGUUACUCAAAUAGAUGUAAAGGUUUUCUUUGAACUAAUUUGUGGCGAGGUUUCUCGUCUGAGGCUUCUUGGAGAUAAUGUGCACUCCACACGCAUUGCCUUUGUUGAAUUUGUUCAGGCAGAAAGUGCUAUUUAUGCUCUGAAAUGCAGUGGCAUGAUUUUGGGAGCUCUUCCUAUCAGGGUGAGUCCUUCAAAGACACCAGUAAGGCCACGAGCACCUCGAGCAACGCUACACUGACUUGGCUUUGGCUGACCACUGGAUCUACUGAAGAAUUCCAUAAGGCGAGAAUUUGUUCUGGAGGGCUGAUAAACUGUUGCAUAUGCAUAAAAAGGUUAUCGACCAAGAGCAUUUUCUGAAACCCAACAUGACCCACCUUCCACCAGGAUUUAGUGUUGAAUGAGACCUUGUAGCUUUAUAGUCCGGCUCUCUAUCCUUGUUUUAUUUGUUCUUUUUCACUGCGACCACCAGACAAACUUAGUGGGCAACAAAUUAGUUUCUGCGGAUGAUCUUAUUUAUCUCAGAUAAGAGAUUACCUAAAUCAAGCUAAUUAGAUACCUAGGCAAUUUAUUGAUGUUUUAUCACCAAUAUAAUCAUGUUUAAUGGUGCCUGCCUCUAAUUAUCGUAAAUUUUUUGUUGGAGACUGGAAAA